GGGCCUGCUUUUUCUGUUUCCGGCGCGGUCUUCUCUUCCCUGCCUCCCGAACACAGCUUUCUCGUUCUCUCGAUUUGCGAACUCUCUCCUUCUCCUAGGGUUUUGUUCGAUCUUCUCUCGGCCUCUUCAUUUGAAUCUCCACCGAAGGAUCUGAACAAUGGUGAGAGGAUUACUGAACAAACUCGCAUCUCGCUCUCUCUCCGUCGCCGGAAAAUGGCAGCAGCAGCAACUCCGCCGCCUCAAUAUCCACGAAUAUCAGGGAGCUGAGUUGAUGGGCAAAUAUGGAAUCAAUGUUCCCAAGGGCGUAGCCGUUUCUUCAGUUGAAGAAGUCAGGAAGGCGGUUCAGGAUGUAUUUCCCAACCAAAGUGAGUUGGUGGUCAAAAGUCAGAUCCUUGCUGGUGGUCGAGGGUUGGGAACUUUCAAAAGUGGUCUUAAGGGUGGUGUCCACAUAGUUAAGGCCAAUGAGGUUGAAGACAUAGCUGGAAAGAUGCUUGGGCAGAUUCUUGUUACUAAACAAACUGGGCCUCAGGGAAAAAUUGUCAGCAAGGUUUAUUUGUGCGAGAAGUUGUCACUUGUAAAUGAGAUGUACUUUGCUAUCACUCUUGACCGCAAAACUGCUGGCCCUCUUAUAAUUGCUUGUCAGAAGGGAGGAACUAGUAUUGAAGAUCUUGCUGAGAAGUUCCCUGAUAUGAUCAUAAAGGUACCUAUUGAUGUUUUCAAGGGGAUUACAGAUGAAGAUGCUGCCAAGGUGGUAGAUGGAUUGGCCCCCAAGGUGGCUGACAGAAAUGCAGCAAUGGAACAAGUGAAGAAAUUAUACAAACUUUUCUGUGAAUGUGACUGCACGCAGUUGGAAAUCAACCCAAUUGCAGAAACUGCUGACAAUCAGUUGGUAGCUGCUGAUGCAAAGUUGAAUUUUGAUGAUAAUGCUGCUUACCGUCAAAAGGAGAUAUUUACUCUUCGUGAUCCUACACAAGAGGAUCCUCGUGAGGUUGCUGCCGCAAAAGCAGAUCUGAAUUAUAUUGGUCUUGAUGGAGAAAUUGGUUGCAUGGUGAAUGGUGCUGGGUUGGCCAUGGCUACAAUGGAUAUAAUCAAGUUGCAUGGGGGAACGCCUGCCAACUUUCUAGAUGUUGGUGGGAAUGCGUCUGAAAGCCAGGUUGUUGAGGCUUUCAAAAUUUUGACAUCUGAUGAGAAGGUGAAAGCAAUCAUGGUGAACAUAUUUGGAGGAAUAAUGAAAUGUGAUGUAAUAGCAAGUGGAAUUGUCAAUGCUGCUAGACAGGUUCAACUCAAAGUACCGGUUGUUGUUCGUCUUGAAGGUACAAAUGUCGACCAAGGGAAAAGCAUUCUUAAGGAAAGUGGAAUAGCUCUAGUUACAGCAGAGGAUCUAGAUGAUGCGGCUGAGAAGGCUGUCAAAUCAGCUUACAAGUGAGCCCAUCGAAUGAUCGUUCUUAUGUAGAAUUUAUUUAGCUCCAACUUGAUUAAUCUUAAUCUUCUUCUGCGCAUUGCAUUUGGCAUUUUGUGGUGUACACAAGGCUGUGCUUGCAGCUAAAUUUGGAAUUUUAUAUGAAAAAAGUGGUGAUGGGAUGGGGGGGCGGGGAGG
Messenger RNA from Diospyros lotus (date-plum), 1597 nucleotides. Its product is annotated as succinate--CoA ligase [ADP-forming] subunit beta, mitochondrial. Bases 158 to 1426 code for a protein of 422 amino acids. The record is from RefSeq and is a predicted model, not a curated record. Gene Ontology annotation, biological process: tricarboxylic acid cycle; succinyl-CoA metabolic process. Gene Ontology annotation, cellular component: mitochondrion; succinate-CoA ligase complex. Lineage: Eukaryota; Viridiplantae; Streptophyta; Magnoliopsida; Ericales; Ebenaceae. The transcript has 12 exons. Gene Ontology annotation, molecular function: succinate-CoA ligase (ADP-forming) activity; ATP binding.